CUGUUCUGCGCUCUUUGUUGAUAACCACAGUGUCUUCAUCCCCGUCCCUGCUUGCCCCUGCUAUAGGUGUAAUGUCGUUGAUAGCUAAUUCCAAGUCUUCAAUCCUGAAUCCUGAUCAGAACUUCGCCCUGAAGUAUGUCAUGGCAAACACCAUAUAUGCGCAAUUCUGCGCCGGUGAGACCCCUGCCGAAGUACGCCAAUGCGUCAGGCAGAUAAAGCAUCUUGGGUAUUCUGGCGUGAUCCUGGGCUAUGCGAGAGAGAUAGUCAUGGAUGAGCGUGAAGCAUCUGCGAUGGGGCAGAAUGCUGGAAUUCAAAUUGGCACUGCGCAGAAGCUGCAGGAGGAUAUCUUUGCAUGGAGGGAUGGAACAAUCGCAACUGUCGAUUUGGCGGGGGAAGGAAGUUUCGUGGCGGUCAAGUUCACCGGGGCUGGGCGGAAGGCCGUCCAGCAGCUGGUCAGGGGAGAGCGUCCGUGUCCGGACCUCGAGCAGGCAAUAGCCGCCAUUUGUGAUAGAGCUAGAGACCGCGGAGUGCGGUUGCUCAUCGACGCGGAACAGCAGGCGGUGCAGCCGACAAUAGACGAGUGGACAAUCGAGUACGCACGACGGUACAACAAUGCGCCCAGCCGCCAAGCGUUGAUAUAUGGCACCUACCAGGCUUACCUGCGCUCCACCCCGUCCACGCUCGCCAAACAUUCAGCUAUCGCGCAGUCGCAGGGCUUCGUGCUCGGCGUUAAAUUGGUGCGGGGCGCCUACCUUGGGACUGAACCGCGACAUCUCAUCUGGGAUACAAAGGAGAAAACAGACGAGGCUUACGAUAGUCUUGCCGAAAGUGUGAUGAGACGACAAUAUGGCGAAUUGCUUGUUAAGCCUCCCAACGGGCCGGGAUCGUUCCCCGAGGUCAAUCUCGUACUCGCGUCGCACAACCGCGCCUCCAUCCAGCGAGCUCUGAAUAUCCGCGAGGAGCAAAUUCGACGGGGGGAAGAUCAAAUUGAAAUGUCGUACGGCCAGCUCUAUGGAAUGGCAGACGAUAUCAGCUGCGAACUCGUCCAGCAACGUACACAAGCUCAAGACUUGAACGGAGGCAAGCUGGAGAUCCCAAAGCCGUAUAAGGCGCUUAUAUGGGGUACCGUUGGGGAAUGCACGAAAUAUUUGCUGCGAAGGGGAGAGGAGAACCGGGAUGCCGCUCUGAGAACGGGGGAUACCCGUAGAGCCAUGGUGAAAGAGCUCAAGAGACGAUUGUUGGGAGGGAAUUAA
Messenger RNA from Coccidioides posadasii C735 delta SOWgp, 1253 nucleotides. RefSeq names its product proline dehydrogenase. Gene Ontology annotation, cellular component: mitochondrion. The record is from RefSeq and is a predicted model, not a curated record. Gene Ontology annotation, molecular function: FAD binding; proline dehydrogenase activity. NCBI's taxonomy places the organism in Eukaryota, Fungi, Ascomycota, Eurotiomycetes, Onygenales, Onygenaceae.